Molecule: messenger RNA, 1410 nt
Organism: Beta vulgaris subsp. vulgaris (sugar beet)
Lineage: Eukaryota; Viridiplantae; Streptophyta; Magnoliopsida; Caryophyllales; Amaranthaceae
Exons: 11
Coding region: 1-1410 (469 amino acids)
Biological process (GO): DNA replication; DNA recombination; DNA repair
Cellular component (GO): nucleus
Molecular function (GO): DNA binding
Source: RefSeq, a predicted model, not a curated record
AUGACAUCUCAAAAUGAUGCCCCUGUUAAAAAAAUAAUUAAUGUUUCUGAUUUGGUUAAGGGAACAAAGUAUAUCACUAUUGCAGUACGGAUAAUACGGGUUUAUGAGAAGCCAAACUUUAUGAACAAUCUGGAAGCUGGUAGUAUUGAAAUGAUUUUAAUGGAUGUACAUGGUACAAAAAUACAUGCCAGUAUUCGGAGGAACCUAAUAGUUGCUUUCUGGCCUAAGAUUGAGGAAGGAGGAUUUAGACAUAUUUCAAAUUUUUUGCUACGUGAUAAUGCUGGAUACGAGCUAACUACGCAACAUAAAUUCACCAUUUCAAUGAAUUAUGGAUCGUCCAUAGUGGAUUGCAAUGCUUUGGAUAUCCCACAAUAUGGUUUUGAAUUUGUUCCAUUUGGUGAUAUUUUGGCCAAAAAAGGUUCUGAUGUUUAUCUCAUUGAUAUAAUUGGGCAAGUGACUGCGUAUGGUGAACUAACCAAGACCACUAAAUCGAGGUGCAUGACUAUUGAGCUGAUGGACACAACGAAUGACAACCUAACAUGUGUUCUAUGGGGCACACAUGCUUAUGAGAUGAUAAAUUACAUAAAUGCUGAGGGAGCUAAUGGUGCAAUUGUUGUCAUCUUACAGUUUGCAAAACGAAUCAUGUAUAAAGGUGGUAUUCGUGUUCAAAAUUCUCGAUAUGCUUCAAGAUUGUUCAUUAACACACAACUAUCUGAAAUUAUUGCUUUUAAAGAUAGCAUGUGUUGCAAAACUCAACAAAUAUCUGGCCAACUAACUCAACUGACGAAUGAGAGUGAUGACUUUUUGAAGCAAGAAUAUGUAAAAGAUAUUUUCGACAUUAUGAACAUGAAGAAGUCUUGUGUAUGCGUUUGCCUAGCCACAAUAGAUGAUAUAGAUGUUGGGUAUAGUUGGUAUUACGAUGGAUGCAAUAGAUGUAUGAGUGGAGUUAUUAGGGAAGAUGAUGUCAUCCGGUGUAGAAAGGAGAAUGUUGUGUUACGUAGUACAACACCAAGAUUCAAGAUAAAAUUGAUUGUUGCUGAUAAAUCUGGAGAUGCUACUAUUAUGAUGUUUGAUAAAGAGGUCACUGUGCCAUAUAAUAAUGGCAUUGAUCAAAAUUAUUCCUACACUGUGAAUUCUACGUCCGAUGAACCUGAAUUAAUUAACAAGUGGUUUGAACUUUAUGUUAAGUUGGAGAACUCUAUUGUUGUGAAAAAGGAGAGUGAGGCAGAAAGCGUGCAAGAAUGUGAAGAGAACAUGGAUCUCUUUCAAUCGGAGACAGACUCUUCUCUAUCCCACAUCACACCGCAAAAGAGAGCAAUAUUACUUGAUGAACAUUCACCCUUAGGGAUGCAGCUUUCAACUAACAAGAAACUCAAGUCUGUUAUGCCUCAAGAAGAAGAUGAACUCUAG